GUGCAAACAAAAAUAGGUGACUGGGCUUUGCUUACUAUCCAUUAGUGGAUGCAGCAUGUUUGAAAAGAUUUUUUUAAAAAAUACAUGCAAAGGAUUUAUCAGAAGCCCUCAUGAAUAUUUCAUGAGUUGAUAUAUUCAGCUGAAUGAAUUCAGCGAGUGUCAGUGUGUAGCUUGCAGACAGACCUCAUCCACAAGGAGGCUACUGACAUAGGAAGCACUUUGGCGCAUUUUCAGAGGCAAAGCCAGGCUGAUAAAGCUCCUUGUGACAGGCUGACUUGCCAUUCUUCGAUUAUGCAGUUCUUGCUCUAAGCAGCUCCUACACUGGAGCCACAGCUUCCUAAAUUAAACUGAGAACAGUUUGCAGACUUACCAGCCUCCUAACCUGCAGCUGUGUCCCUGCUAUGUUUGAGGUUUUUGUUUUGGAUGGUGAAAGCCAGCACUCCAUAUAAGACAUGACAGCAAAAGAUUCUUCAAAAGAACUUACUGCUUUUGAAUCUGAGGUUUACAUAAAGACUUUCAAGGAGCAAAUGCACUUAGAACUUGAGCUUCCGAGACUACCGGGAAACAGACCUACAUCUCCUAAAAUUUCUCCACGCAGUUCGCCAAGGAACUCACCAUGCUUUUUCAGAAAGUUGCUGGUGAAUAAAAGCAUUCGGCAGCGUCGUCGCUUCACUGUGGCUCAUACAUGCUUUGAUGUGGAAAAUGGCCCUUCCCCAGGUCGGAGCCCGCUGGAUCCCCAGGCCAGCUCUUCCUCUGGGCUGGUACUUCAUGCCACCUUUCCCGGGCACAGCCAGCGCAGAGAGUCCUUUCUCUACAGAUCAGACAGUGACUAUGACUUGUCACCAAAGGCGAUGUCGAGAAACUCUUCACUUCCAAGCGAGCAACAUGGCGAUGACUUGAUUGUAACGCCUUUUGCCCAGGUCCUUGCCAGCUUGCGAAGUGUGAGAAACAACUUCACCGUACUGACCAACCUCCACGGAACACCCAACAAGAGGUCUCCAGCUGCCAGUCAGCCAUCUGUCUCCAGAGUCAACCUGCCAGAAGAAUCUUAUCAAAAAUUAGCAAUGGAAACGCUGGAGGAACUGGACUGGUGCUUAGACCAGCUAGAGACCAUACAGACCUACCGCUCUGUCAGCGAGAUGGCGUCUAACAAGUUCAAAAGAAUGCUGAACCGGGAGCUGACACACCUUUCAGAAAUGAGCCGAUCGGGGAACCAGGUGUCUGAAUACAUUUCAAAUACUUUCUUAGACAAGCAGAAUGACGUGGAGAUUCCAUCUCCCACCCAGAAAGACAGGGAGAAAAAGAAAAAGCAACAGCUCAUGACACAGAUAAGCGGAGUGAAAAAACUGAUGCAUAGUUCAAGCUUAAAUAAUACAAGUAUCUCACGCUUUGGAGUCAACACGGAAAAUGAAGAUCAUCUAGCCAAGGAGCUGGAAGACCUGAACAAAUGGGGCCUUAACAUCUUCAAUGUGGCUGGAUAUUCACACAAUAGGCCCCUAACAUGCAUCAUGUAUGCCAUAUUCCAGGAAAGAGACCUCCUAAAGACAUUCAAAAUUUCAUCUGACACCUUUGUUACCUACAUGAUGACUUUAGAAGACCAUUACCAUGCUGAUGUGGCAUAUCAUAACAGCCUACACGCUGCUGAUGUAGCCCAGUCAACCCAUGUUCUUCUUUCUACGCCAGCCUUAGAUGCCGUCUUCACAGAUUUGGAAAUCCUGGCCGCCAUUUUUGCAGCUGCUAUUCAUGACGUUGAUCAUCCUGGAGUCUCCAAUCAGUUUCUCAUCAACACAAAUUCAGAACUUGCGUUGAUGUAUAAUGAUGAAUCUGUGUUGGAAAACCAUCACCUUGCCGUGGGUUUCAAACUGCUCCAAGAAGAACACUGUGACAUCUUCCAGAAUCUCACCAAGAAGCAGCGUCAGACACUCAGGAAGAUGGUUAUUGACAUGGUCUUAGCAACUGAUAUGUCCAAACACAUGAGCCUGCUGGCAGACCUGAAGACAAUGGUAGAAACAAAGAAAGUUACAAGUUCCGGCGUUCUUCUCCUGGACAACUAUACUGAUCGUAUACAGGUCCUUCGCAACAUGGUACACUGUGCAGACCUGAGUAACCCCACCAAGUCCCUGGAAUUGUAUCGGCAAUGGACAGACCGCAUCAUGGAGGAAUUUUUCCAGCAGGGAGACAAAGAGCGGGAGAGGGGAAUGGAGAUUAGCCCCAUGUGUGAUAAGCACACAGCUUCCGUGGAAAAAUCCCAGGUGGGCUUCAUCGACUACAUUGUCCAUCCGCUGUGGGAGACCUGGGCGGACCUGGUACAGCCUGAUGCCCAGGACAUUCUGGAUACUUUAGAAGAUAACAGGAACUGGUAUCAGAGCAUGAUACCCCAGAGUCCCUCCCCACCACUGGACGAGCAGAACAGAGACUGCCAGGGUCUGAUGGAGAAGUUUCAAUUUGAACUGACCCUCGAAGAGGAGGAUUCUGAAGGCCCCGAAAAAGAAGGAGAGGGCCACAACUAUUUCAGCAACACAAAGACACUCUGUGUGAUCGAUCCGGAAAAUAGGGAUUCACUGGGAGAGACUGAUGUAGACAUCACAACAGAAGACAAGUCCCCGAUUGACACAUAAUCUCCCUCUUCCUAUGGAGAUGAACAUUCCACCCUUGACAAGCAUGCCAGCUGUAUGGUAGGGCCAGCCCACCAUGGGGGCCGAGGCCUGCACGGGACAAGGGCCUCCCGGCCUUUCCAGUUACUUGAGUUUGGAGCCAGAAUGCAAGACCGGGAAGCACAUAGCAGCUCAGGAAAUUCCACAGUUGACUUGCCUUGCUUGCAAGCUUAGUGGAGAGCUGAAGGUUUCUGUGGUUCUGGAGGCCAAGUUCGCAUCACAACCGAAUGGCUUGAAAAUGGAAGACACAAAACUGAGAGAUUUUUCUGCACUAAGUUUUGGGAAUCUGUCCCCUCUAGUGACUGAACUGACUGACUAAUAAUGUCAUUUCUAUAUCUGCUCACCUGUCCCCUUGUCUGCCAACCUGUGUGCCUUUUUUGUAAAACAUUUUCACGUCUUUAAAAUGCCUGUUGAAUACCUAGAGUUUAGUAUUAACUUCUACACAGAUAAACGUUCAAAGUUGACAUAAACUUUUCUGACUCUUUCUGGGGGAAAAAAAAAGGAAAGAAAAUGGUCUUCCUCCUUUCUUGGGCAAUAUCUUUCACUUGACUAUAGUUACUUUUGCAAAUAGAAAGGCUACGCUUCUAACCACAUUCAACUUCCUUCUCCUAUGGUCCCAAACAACUCCUUAGUUGCCCUUAUAAAGUAUCUCUGUUUGCCUGCUUCCAACAGUAUUUUUUCUCCUCUAGAGUUGCACUUUGUUGAACAAACUAAGGGGUAGUCAUGUUGUUCACAGUAACAAUCUGUGUAGAAUUCAGCUUCAUGAGCAGUUACCCUGUCGGGUCCCGAACCCCUGUGCCACUGGGGUCGCACAGUCCCCAUCCUGUUCUCUUGCACCCCUCUUCAUGCUAACACCAGUUACACCGUUUCCAGUUUAAUGCUGCCGUCUUUCUCUUGCACUGCCUUCCGCGCUAUCACCUCCGUUUCUGUUUAUAACCGUGUAUUUAUUACUUAAUGUAUAUAAUGUAAUGUUUUGUAAGUUAUUAAUUUAUAUAUCUAACAUUGCCUGCCAACGGUGGUGUUCAAAUUGUGUAGAAGACUCUGCCUAAGAGUUACGACUUUUCCUGUAACGUUUUGUAUUGUGUAUUAUUAUAGAACCUGAACAUCGCUGAAGAGAGACAUACGGGCCCCUCACCAGUUGGGUCUGCCCUUUUCCUGGUCUGAGUUGCUAAUACUGCUCAACCCCUUCAUGAACUGUUUUGGAAACGGGAUUCUCACAUUAGAUACUAAUGGUUUCUAUUGAGCUUUUACUUUUGUAUAGUUUGAUAGGGGUAGGGGGCAGUGGGAUGUGGUUUUUACCCCUGUUUUAUCCAAAUCUGUACACAUGAGUUGAGUUUUAACUGGGUUCUACUAUAAUUGUGGCUUCGGUUUAACAAGAAACACUACAUUCAGUUUAACAAGCAACUCACAGAUGGUUCUCUGGAGAGUCCCCAAACUACUGACUUUGAAGAGGAAGCCCCCUGCCUGCUGUUAAGCAGGAAUAUCAUGUUCCAAUUAAUUACAAAAGAAAACAAUAAAACAAUGUGAAUUUUAUAAUAAAAUGUGAACUGACUUAGUAAAUUAUGCAAAUGUGAAGCUUCUGAUAACACUUGUUAGGCCUCUGAGUGGCUUCAGUCUCUGUUUGUAAAAUCUAUUUCAUGCUUUCAGUUCAGCAUUGUGACUCAGUAGUUCAAGAAAUGGCACAAAUGUGCAUGACCAAUGGGUUUGUAUGUCUAUGAACACUGCUUAUUUCAGGUGGACAUUUUAUUGUUUUCCAAAGUUUCUCACAAUGUAUGUUAUAGUAUUAUUAUAUAUUGUGCUCAGAUGCAUUCUUAAGAGACUUUUAUAUGAGGUGAAUAAACAAAAGCAUGAUUAGAUUA
Messenger RNA from Globicephala melas (long-finned pilot whale), 4513 nucleotides. It is a transcript of the gene PDE4B, whose product is annotated as phosphodiesterase 4B. Gene Ontology annotation, biological process: signal transduction. The record is from RefSeq and is a predicted model, not a curated record. Gene Ontology annotation, molecular function: transmembrane transporter binding; 3',5'-cyclic-AMP phosphodiesterase activity. Gene Ontology annotation, cellular component: nucleus; cytosol; perinuclear region of cytoplasm. NCBI's taxonomy places the organism in Eukaryota, Metazoa, Chordata, Mammalia, Artiodactyla, Delphinidae.